Molecule: messenger RNA, 609 nt
Organism: Xenopus laevis (African clawed frog)
Lineage: Eukaryota; Metazoa; Chordata; Amphibia; Anura; Pipidae
Gene: ddit4l.L
Product: DNA damage-inducible transcript 4-like protein
Exons: 1
Coding region: 1-534 (177 amino acids)
Source: RefSeq, a predicted model, not a curated record
AUGCUGCUUUUGAUUCAACUUUUUACAGGCUCUGGCAGUUUGGAAUACCUUUCUAAUGCAACAAAUGUCCAGGAUGCCUUUACUGUAAUGAGAACUUACCACCUGGCAUCAAUGCUAGAAAAUUGCCUAUACAAUGCAAAAUGCACUAAACUCCAUUGCACAAAAAUCCUUGUGCCUAAAGGACUACUCACAAAAGUGGCACAGGAGAUUCUCAAAUUCUCUUUAACUGAGCCCUGUGGACUACGAGGAUGCAUUCUUCAUGUGAACUUAGAAUGUGGUCACAAGCAUUUAGCACUUGAUACAUUAGCAUAUGACUCUACGGUUGAACCUACUUUUGAAGUGAACUUGGUUUUAAAACGUGAAAGUCAAUUAUGGGACCAUUUCAGUGACUUUCUUAUCCUUAGAACUUGGUUUCCAAAUAUUUUCAGAGGCAUCUUAAAACUCAGUCCCAAGUUCUUGAUUACAAAAAACGUAUUAUACUUUUCAGUUAGCGGAAGUGAAGCUUGCUCAUCAGGCCUAGUUUCCAAUUCCUAAGUAGACUUACCUGGCUUAUAUCGAUUGUGAAUACAUCAUUAUGUAUCUGUAAUUUGCAGCAUUUCAGAGAUCUAA